This is a messenger RNA of Candoia aspera, 1402 nucleotides long. It is a transcript of the gene RGS2, whose product is annotated as regulator of G protein signaling 2. The record is from RefSeq and is a predicted model, not a curated record. The coding region runs from base 56 to 688 and encodes 210 amino acids. The transcript is spliced from 5 exons. Lineage: Eukaryota; Metazoa; Chordata; Lepidosauria; Squamata; Candoiidae.
GACGGCUGGUAAAGCAUCCUGUCAGAUUGGGGCGGGUGUUUUGUAUUGGAAGAGUAUGCAGGGUGUCAUGUUUCUGGCGUUCCAGCACGACUGCAACCGAAUGGAGAAAAGCACUAGCCAUUGCCAGAGCAAAGAAGAGAAAAAGGGCAAGAUGAAAAAAACCAUCAUAAAAGAUUGGAAAUCAAGAUUGAAUUACUUUCUGCAGAACUCCUCCAAUUCUACCAAUGCAAAGGCUAACAAAGGACAACAAAAGACAUGUUUUAGACCUUCUCCUGAAGAAGCUCAGCUGUGGUCAGAAACAUUUGAUGAACUCCUAGCUAGCAAAUAUGGUCUGGUAGCUUUCAGAGCUUUCCUGAAAUCAGAGUUUUGUGAAGAGAACAUUGACUUCUGGUUGGCUUGUGAAGAUUUCAAGAAAAUCAAGUCCCCACAAAAACUCACAGCCAAGGCUAAGAAGAUUUACAGUGACUUUAUUGAAAAAGAAGCUCCUAAGGAGAUCAACAUAGACUUUCAGACCAAAGACAGUAUUGCUCAGAGCAUCCAAGAAGCCACACACACGUGCUUCAGUGCAGCUCAGAAGAGAGUCUAUAGCUUAAUGGAGAACAAUUCUUACCCUCGGUUCUUGGAAUCCGAAUUCUACCAGGAGUUAUGCCGAAAGUCACCAAUCAGCAGAGACCCUCAAGCAACAUGAACCCCCUCAUAAAGCAGGAAGGGGAAGAAAAUCCAAAGAAUCGUUUUGCCUAAGAGGACCAUGUGUCUUUGCUGGCUCAGUGGGUUCGAUGAAAUGAAUGCAAAGGAGAUCUGCCCAAAUGGUAAUUUACAGUUAUGCAGCUGAUGGAAAUAGUUGACUUGGGCAGACUCUAGCAAGCUGCCCUAUUAAAGUUUAAAAGUAACAACAUAAACUGCUGGCCAGUUAUUAAGGAAAGCUAAUUUUCCUUCCCAUAUAUAAUGUUUAUGGAAUGUCUUGUGCAGCAUUGGACUGGUGUGGGUCAUCCAGCUUGUAUGUGAACCUGGAUAUGCUGGUGCUGAUAAAAAAGACCAGUGUCCUGUAUGUGUAUAUUUAAAUGUAAACAAGCUCUAGGAUUGUUCUUGCAGACUGACCUUUGUGGGACUUGACAAAUGCUUUGAAUAAUUGGCUUUUCCUAAAUAGCCAGCACUAUGUAAUCAUCAUUGCUGUAUCAGCUUCCCUACGCAGGUUCUGUUCCCUGCAGAUCAUGCAGCUCUGCACAGAUGUAGCAGAUGGUCUCAUGACUGUUACACAAAUACCAAUAUUGUGGUAUGAUUUCUUGCAGAUAGCAAUUUAGCUGACUUAAAGUGCCAAGCAUGAUGACCUGCUAAUUGGCUAGGGACAAAUCCAGUCUGUGUGAAUUUGUACCAUUUGGAGUAAAACCUGGUCUAGACUUCA